Molecule: messenger RNA, 1473 nt
Organism: Oldenlandia corymbosa var. corymbosa
Lineage: Eukaryota; Viridiplantae; Streptophyta; Magnoliopsida; Gentianales; Rubiaceae
Source: the annotation of a GenBank genome assembly
AUUGGAUACUUGCUAAGUUCAGCUCAGCUAUAAAUAUCAGGCAGCAGAAGUGUCAUUUCUCAUCCAACAUCCUAAUUGAGCUCGAUUCAAACCCUUCAUAUAGAAACAUGGCUACUCUUUCAAAGAUCCAAUUCUCCAUGAAUCUUCUUCUUUUCCUAGCUUUCACUCCAGUUGCUUUCUCCACAGUUCCAUCCUCUUCUGUUUCCUCCAUUGAUCAAAUCCAAUAUUGGUCCAACAAUGUCCUGAAUACCAUGCCAAACACCAUUGCCUCAAAACUUUCCCCGCUGUCCAAACAAGACUCGAAUUAUUUCACUUCCUUAGUGUCAUCAAAACAAACCAUCUCUUUUGAUCAUGCAAAAUUCUGCUCCAAGGCUAAGUUAGUCUGCUCAACAACAUCAAAUCAGACCCCCCAAAGCUUAAAUCCUAGUGGAUUUAAGAUAUAUAGUGCCAUCGCGCAAGCCUCGGAUGCGGCAGUAGCUGUCCCAAACUCUUUCUUUAGGCUCUCAAUCCUCCAAAAAGGGUACAAAUUUCAUCUUCCAGAUUUGAAUGAUCAAACCCCUUUUCGUGCUUUUCUUCCUAAUCAAAUUGCCUCAAAAAUAUCAACUACUAAUUCUAUUGAUCUACAAAAGUUGUUCCCGGAGUCAUUUACUUCAGCUAACACAAAAGAAGCCAUAGAAGCUAGCAUUCACUACUGCAGCUCACCAAGAAUAAAGGGUGAAAUCAAAUCCUGUCCAAAUUCACUUGAGGAUAUGAUAAAUUUCUCUAAGAAGAGUUUGGGUGGGAGCAAAUUAAUUGCAUUUACUAGCCAAAGCACAAAAGGGUCGAAACAAGAGGUUAAGAUUCAAAACAUAAAACAAUUCCGCGCUGAAAAAGUUGUAUCAUGUCAUGAAGUUUUCUUUCCUUUUGCUACUUACUUUUGUCAUCAGCUCUCCUCCACUCGAAUCUACUCCGUCGACCUCAUCGAUCCGGCCACGAAAGCUCCGGUAAACAAGUUAGUGGCACUAUGUCACAUGGAUACCUCCGGAUGGCCGGCAGAACACGUGGCGUUUAAGGUUUUGAAAUCCUCUCCCGGAGAUGCGGAAGCGUGUCACUGGAUCACCCAGAGGGAUCUUGUUUGGAUGGCAAAUUGAGGCUGAACUUUAAGUCUCUAAAUGUAUUGGAAAAAAUCCCUACUGGUUAUCGAAUUCUGAUCAAACUGAUCGUACGAUGAUCCAGUACUGUAGGGUUUCAUGUGUGUAAUAAUAAUCUAGUUUCCCUUGUAUGUUGUUUUGGUGUUUACUACGUAUGCACGUACGCCUAUUGUAAUUACUGUGUGGUUUGAAUCAUAUGAACUCUAUGUAUAUAUCUCUAUUUCCAGUUUGAAGUACGUCUUUUCUCUUUAUAUUGUUCUUUUUUCUUUUCUGAAAAACAUGUAUAUAUGAACCAAGACCAACUAUUUCCAGCCAUAGCGAACACAAGCCUGCAACUGAUCGG